AUGUUUGCCAGAACCGCCUUCAGGGUCGCGCAGCCCCUCAAGCUGCAAGCCCGUCGCUACGCCACCGAGCCCGCCGCCAAGGGCAGCAGCUCCAACACGGCGCUCUAUGCCGGCGGCGCGGCCGCCGUCGCGGGCGGCGCCUACUACUUCCUUGCGGGAGGCUCCUCGGGCGCGGCGCAAAAGGCCGAGGCCAAGGUCAAGGAGGCCGUCGGUGCGGCGCCCAAGAAGGCGCUCACGGGCGGCGACCAGGGCUUCGUGUCCCUGAAGCUCGAGGACUCUGAGAUCAUCAACCACAACACCAAGAAGCUGCGCUUCAAGCUGCCCGAGGACGACAUGGUUUCUGGUCUCGACGUCGCGAGCGCCAUCUUGACCAAGUACAAGGGUCCCGAGGACGAGAAGGCUACGUUGAGGCCUUAUACUCCUACCAGCGAUGAGGACGCCAAGGGCUACCUCGAGCUCAUCGUCAAGAAGUACCCCAACGGCCCCAUGUCGACGCACAUGCACGACAUGACCCCCGGCCAGCGCCUCGACUUCAAGGGACCCCUCCCCAAGUACGCCUGGUCCCCCAACAAGCACGAGCACAUCGCCCUCGUCGCCGGCGGCACGGGCAUCACGCCCAUGUACCAGCUCGCGCGCGCCAUCUUCAACAACCCCGAGGACAAGACCAAGGUGACGCUCGUGUUCGGCAACGUGACGGAGGAGGACAUCCUGCUCAAGAAGGAGCUCGCCGAGCUCGAGAACACGUACCCGCAGCGCUUCCGCGCCUUUUACGUGCUCGACAAGCCGCCCAAGGAGUGGAGCGGCAACAAGGGCUUCAUCAGCAAGGAGCUGCUGAAGCAGGUCCUCCCCGAGCCCAAGAGCGAGAACAUCAAGGUUUUCGUGUGCGGCCCCCCCGGGCUGAUGAAUGCUAUUUCUGGUAACAAGAAGAGCCCCAAGGACCAGGGCGAGCUUGUUGGUACCCUCAAGGAGUUGGGGUACUCUCCUGAGCAGGUCUACAAGUUCUAG
Molecule: messenger RNA, 1005 nt
Organism: Colletotrichum abscissum
Lineage: Eukaryota; Fungi; Ascomycota; Sordariomycetes; Glomerellales; Glomerellaceae
Product: oxidoreductase NAD-binding domain-containing protein
Exons: 3
Coding region: 1-1005 (334 amino acids)
Biological process (GO): ergosterol biosynthetic process
Molecular function (GO): cytochrome-b5 reductase activity, acting on NAD(P)H
Source: RefSeq, a predicted model, not a curated record